Messenger RNA from Durusdinium trenchii, 657 nucleotides. The record is from the annotation of a GenBank genome assembly. Lineage: Eukaryota; Dinophyceae; Suessiales; Symbiodiniaceae.
AUGAAGCUUGGCAUAGAAGCCAAACUGGACGAUAAGGAGUUGGCGCUAGUGCAAUCCAUUUCUGGAGCAGCGCAGCAGUACAACGACCUUCUUCCAGCCGAUUCUCCGCAAAGGAUCCGAGUUGGGGACGUUGUUGCAAAGGUUGAUGGCCAGAGUGGAAAGCAAAUCAUGGAUGCGCUCUCUCGCACGAGCGAAAAGCUCGUCGAUAUCGAAAUGCGCCGAUCUGGUUUGCCAAAUUUUUUGAUGUGGCUUCGGAGCAGCUCAAGGCCCGGAGCUAUUGAAACAAUAUUGACUGCACCCGGCUUCAAACGCUGGUCGAAGUUGACAUCUCAACUGGGUACACUAGGUUUCAGUUGCUGGCUGCUAUCGGGCUAUGGCGCUGCAUCUUUACCUUUGUGGUAUUUUGGCUUCUCUGCCACGGUGGCGUACAAGCUCGUCAGGUGUUGCCACGAUGAACAUGUAUCACCAGGUGUGCCUCAUUGCUUCCGGCCUGUUGACCAGGACCUGGCUCAGGUUGUGGAACAGGCCUGGGUCUCAAGCUCUGCUUUCGCCUUGAAGACAGUGGAUCAGUGGAGGUCCUUUGGCCAAGAAGUUUUAUUUGCGUCAUCUGGGCAGAAGAAGAAGAAGGAGAAAAAGAAGAAGGAGAAGGGCAGCUAA